CGAUUCUCAGCGUCCUUGGAAUCCUCCAUCGGACGUCCCACUCGCGCUUCGGAAACCGUUUCUCUCUUUUGUUUAUCGCGAGUGAACAAGUACCUGGUCGCAAGUUUUCGACCCUUGAUCCGCGCACGGCCGAGAGCAACGGCGCCGGCCGAUUGCAGUAGCAGCCGACCGACAUUCUUUCGCUGCGCCUUUGAAGAAGGAACUUCGCCGCUUGCGCCGCAGCCGCAGGCGAAUCCCGAGGACACGCCAGCGACGUUCACUGCGGCCCGCAACCCCUGAUCAUCACCCUCGUUCUCCGUCACAUUAUCCCCAUCAAUCAAGAUGCCUCAAUACACAUCUCGCGAUGUGGGCGACCCGUCGCAGAUCAAGAAGACCAAGCAGAGCAUGGCCGACCUGAAGCUCCGUAGGCUGACGGAGCUCAACUCGCGGCUACGUGAGGACCUUGAGCGGGAACGCAUUCCCGUGAGCCAGGCUGCCAAGAGCAUCAUCGCGUACUGCAACAGCACCAGGGAUUACAUGGUGCCCAGCGUCUGGGGGCCCGUUCCGAAAGGAGAGGACCCUUACGCGCCACAACAGAGCGGCGGUUGCUGUAUUGUCAUGUAGGGCUUUUGACGACAGCUUAGCCCGAGUUGGAAGCGAAGGGUCAGCUCUCGGCGUUCGGUUCACACUGUCGGAUUGGACAUUGAAUGUCUCCUUUGCAGCGUGCCCGCAAACGGCCACGCGGAGCCGUUUGGCGGCUUGUCGGGAGCGUCUUGAGAGUUAAUAACGGCACCGGGCCAUGGAGACCAGGCAAAAGGGGGGUGGGUAAACGGAUUUCUUGGAAGGGGAAAAGGCACGGAUCAUCCAGUAUCCGCCAUUGCCAGGACGGAAAUAAGAAGAGAGACCUCCAGUAUUCGCGAGGGCAGGGAGGAGAGGAGGACAGGAGCGGACGAGAUGACGGCACGGCCUCCUACGAUAACGCUACCACUCAUACCCUUUCUAUUCUGGGCGGAUCGCAGGCUGGCUACGCAGCUCUUCAGCGUGUAAUACCUUAGUUCUUUGUUUAUUUCUUUUUUUUUUCCCCUCGUGUUUGCUCCGAGCUCUCUAGCUGGCUUGACUCCUCCUUGCCCUGCGAUUUCUCUUUUUUUUUUUUUUUUUUUCCUUUUUCAUUGUAUAUAGGUUCAAGGUUUUUCAAUGGGUUGACGAGACGAGAAUUGGUGAAUGAGAUAGGACUCAGAUC
Thermothelomyces thermophilus ATCC 42464 is the source of this 1219-nucleotide messenger RNA. RefSeq lists its product as uncharacterized. Gene Ontology annotation, biological process: G protein-coupled receptor signaling pathway. The transcript is spliced from 3 exons. The coding region runs from base 322 to 603 and encodes 93 amino acids. Gene Ontology annotation, cellular component: heterotrimeric G-protein complex. NCBI's taxonomy places the organism in Eukaryota, Fungi, Ascomycota, Sordariomycetes, Sordariales, Chaetomiaceae. Gene Ontology annotation, molecular function: G-protein beta-subunit binding. The record is from RefSeq and is a predicted model, not a curated record.